Molecule: messenger RNA, 1170 nt
Organism: Darwinula stevensoni
Lineage: Eukaryota; Metazoa; Arthropoda; Ostracoda; Podocopida; Darwinulidae
Source: the annotation of a GenBank genome assembly
GAACGUGCGAGCGAGAAAGCGGAGGAGCGCAUUCUUUUCUCAUAUGCAUCCCGACGCAAGUCGGAACGUGCUACUCCUUGCCUCAUCCUCGCACCACAUUGCAUCGGCCUCUUUGGAUGAUAUCCGCGGACAGGCGCAAUUGCCGUUCCAGUGAAGCGGGGUCUUGCCUGGACAAAAAUGACACAGGCUUCCGGGUCAAGUGUCAGGAUUGGGACGCAUGAUGGUAUCGUUCAUUGCGAUGACGCUCUUGCUUGUUUCAUGCUCAAACUACUCCCAGAAUAUCAAGAUGCAACAAUUAUAAGAUCGAGAGAUGAAGACGUGCUUUCCGAAUGCAACGUUGUCGUGGACGUGGGUGGGGUAUACGACCCUGCCAAGCUGCGAUUCGAUCACCAUCAAAAUGACUUUGAAGAAAGCAUGAGUACCGUUCGGCCGGGAAAGAAGUGGAGGACAAAGCUGAGUAGCGCAGGGCUGGUUUUCAAUCACUUUGGGCAUCGAAUCAUCAGCCGUAUCUUGAAUUGGCCGAUCGAAGACUCNGACUUUGAAGAAAGCAUGAGUACCGUUCGGCCGGGAAAGAAGUGGAGGACAAAGCUGAGUAGCGCAGGGCUGGUUUUCAAUCACUUUGGGCAUCGAAUCAUCAGCCGUAUCUUGAAUUGGCCGAUCGAAGACUCCAGGGUGGAUGUCGUCUUUGACGUCGUCUAUGAAAACCUCUUCGAAGAGAUCGAUGCCAUUGACAAUGGCGUCGCGAUAUGUGACCAUCGCUAUCGCAAGUAUAAGAGCACCACGAACCUCCCUUGCCGAGUGAGCAAUCUCAGGCCGCCCUGGACAGACCGAGUCACUCGAAUGGACGUCGUCUUCCACAAGGCCAUGCAGAUGGCAGGAGAUGAAUUACUUGAUCGCAUCCGAUACUAUGGAGAUCCCUGGUGGCUUGCCAGAAGCUUGUUCAUCGAAGAUGCGAAGCGACGGUUCCAGGUGCACAAGAGCGGAAAGAUAUUGGAGCUAUCUGAGUCCUACCCAUGGAAGGAGCAUUUCUCUCACUCGGAAGAUGUAGGUAUUUUACCGAAAAGUGAAGUGGCCUUCAUCAUUUGUAAGGAGAACUCCGGCGACUGGAAUAUCCGACCGGUCCAAAGUUCAUCCGGUUUUAGGCACGUGCAGAUCAACACAUCCUUUUAG